This is a messenger RNA of Sphaeroforma arctica JP610, 625 nucleotides long. RefSeq lists its product as hypothetical. The coding region runs from base 46 to 438 and encodes 130 amino acids. NCBI's taxonomy places the organism in Eukaryota, Ichthyosporea, Ichthyophonida. The record is from RefSeq and is a predicted model, not a curated record. The transcript is spliced from 5 exons.
GAGGAACUACAAAGGGCGAGCGACAAGCUCACGGUAGCGUUUGAGAUGUACGAUCAUGCGGUGGUCUUUGCAGAGCGGAUGCUAGAGGACAGGGGAGAUGGAAGCAGCGGGACCGCGGCCGAUGACGAAGGGUUUUUGGGUUCAGAUUCGGAAACAACCCGAUCUCUCAGGAAAUUAGGUCUAGAGUUUCAACCCAAACAUCAAUCAAUGACGAAUUUACUGCAAAAGGAAAACGUAUCAAGACGCGCACGGGGUGUAGACACCAGUUUCAAAUACAAACGCAGUGAGUCUCUGCCUUCGUUCGAUGUCAUCAACACCGUCACGAGCAAAGCUUCGAGAACGUCCAGUGAAAUGCUGCGGCAGAGAAGGACCAGUCUUACGAACAACCGACUGCAGCGCAAGUCAUCGACUGACGAUCUAACGGAGGUGAAGUUCUAAAUCCUGUCGAAGUUAACCAGCCGGCCACCUGAAUGCUACACUGGCGAUAGAAACAGCUGCUAAUUGCUAACCAAAUCAACCCUGGAGGAAUGCAACCAAAUAAUUGGGUCCAUCUAAACCAGAUUUACACUCAUAAUCAGUACACUAUUUCCAGAUUUACAAUCAUAAUCAUAAUCAGUAAAUUAAU